AAGAAAAACACACAGAAGACUGAACGCUCUAAAGCAAUUUCAUUAGCUCUAGUUUUUAGAUCCAUCGGUCGUAACAAAUGGUUCUUUUGCAAAUUCUCGCAAGAAGAUCUUCACGUCCGCGAAACAAGCACAGAUUAUCUCCAUUAUCAUCUCUGAUCUCACGCUCCUUCUCUCAGCUCACUUCCUCGCAGUCGGGACGUUCUUCUUUUGGCAUUGCCUUCGAUAUUGACGGCGUCGUUUUGCUCGGCCAUGCUCCCGUUGGCGGCUCUACUCGCGCCCUAAAACGACUAUACGAUGAAUCUGGUACUUUGAAGGUGCCUUACAUUUUCUUGACAAAUGGAGGUGGUUUUCCUGAAUCCAAAAGAGCCUUGGAGUUAAGUCAACUCCUGGGUCUAAAUAUUUAUCCUUCCCAGGUUGUGCAGGGGCAUUCACCUUUCAGGAAGCUGGUAAACAAAUUUGAGAAUGACCUCAUUAUUGCAGUAGGAAAAGGGGAACCCGCUGUGGUGAUGUCUGAAUAUGGGUUUAGAAAUGUCGUUUCAAUAGACGAGUAUACAUCCUACUUUGACAACAUCGACCCAUUGGUACAAUACAAGAUGUGGUCUACCAGGCAGGAAUCUGAGUUAGGUCAUAGCUUGGAGAAGACGAGUUCAAGAGACAACAUUUGCUCACAGAGAGUGCAGGCGGCUUUUGUUGUCAGUGAUUCUGUUGAUUGGAGCAGAGAUAUUCAGGUCCUUUGUGAUAUUCUAAGGACUGGAGGUCUUCCUGGGAGAGAAAUGGGAACCCAGCCUCAUUUAUACUUCGCAAAUGAUGAUCUUGAAUACCAGGCUACUUUUCCAACAGAACGUCUUGGUAUGGGAGCUUUCAGAAUUGCAUUAGAAUCCAUCUACAAUAGGAUUCAUCGUAAUCCGCUAGAGUAUACAUCUUUUGGGAAGCCAAAUCCAUUUGUAUUCAAGAAUGCUGAAGAUGUUCUAAAGCAACUGGUGUCAUCCCUUCAUGGCAAUCUUCAUGUUGUCGAUGAUUCAAACUCCGGAAGUCACCAUUUCAACACGUUAUAUAUGGUUGGAGACAAUCCCAAGGUUGAUGUAAGAGGUGCACGGCAGGCAGGGGACCCCUGGUUUUCAAUUUUGACUGGGACUGGCGUUUUCAAGGGAAGGGAUAAUCAUGAUGAGUUUCCGGCAGAUCUGGUUGUUGACACUGUUGAAGAAGCAGUGGACUAUAUUCUGAGAAAAGAGUGUGCUUAAAUAAAAAUCGAUAGGCAUUUUUUCGGCGAUCCACUGCUUUUACUUGUUUAUUUGUAAAAAACAUGCUAAUCGUUUAUUCAUGAUUUGAGUUUUUCUAUAUAUGAGAAUAUGAUUAACUACUUGGAUGAGCCUCGAACGAUUUUCGCUUGCUAGUCGGGAUCAAUUUUCAUGGGAUUUAGAAGUAAAAGCAGAAAGAACAUGUCAUAUAUGAUACUUUGGAAAUUUCCUCCGAGCUCUCAAGAAUUGCCUGCGUUCCUGUAUGAUCUCGAAAGGAAAUUGGUUUGCCAUUAUCGGCAAGUGACCUUGGUUAUAGACUUUUAUUAACAUUAAUAUAUUUAAGAUGGAAUAAACUCAAGACUAGUGGGUGGAUUCUGAGCAGACAACAUUGGUACUUUUUGGCUGUGAUGAUUUUGCAGCUCUCAUGUAUCUAUUGCCCUCUUCCAUACAGAACAAGUGGUAAUCCCAGCAUGAUAGUAGAAGCAGCACUAACAAUUGCUGAGUAUUAAAUGUUGAGUAAUCAAAAAGGUUACCCAUCAAAA
Carica papaya (papaya) is the source of this 1780-nucleotide messenger RNA. Lineage: Eukaryota; Viridiplantae; Streptophyta; Magnoliopsida; Brassicales; Caricaceae. The record is from RefSeq and is a predicted model, not a curated record.